AUUUGUUGUUCGUUCCUAGUUCUUUAUUAUUUUUAGACACAACUAAUUUUAUUCGCAACAACUGUGCACUCGGGAAAUAUCGGAUAUUUACGACAUUGCCCUCGGUUAUCCGAUUCAAGAGAGGACAGGAAGGCUGUGUAAAGCGAUUUUUCGGAAACCCCUGCUUCGGCAAGCUACGGAAAGAUGUCAGAAAGGAGAACGAUUCUCGAAGAGUUAUCUAACUUGGAUCCAGAUGCUGUCCUGACGCUGGAGAAAGAGGAGAAUUUGGCUAGUUAUUUGUAGAACGGAUAGCUAUCUACUACAGUCCCUAACGAAAACAUGCGAAGGAUAACCUAAACAGACAACAUUUUGACAGAGAUAGACCCACAGCAUGUUUCGUUCACAGUAAACACGAACAGAUGGGUCAUUUCAAAAUGAAUUGAAUUGUGUUUCGUGCUUACGAAUAAUUUUGUUUUCGAAACGUUUGAAUCAACAAGGUGAAGCAGGAUGGAGAUGGGGAGCCACGCAGACACCAGCCUGAACAGUGCGGGCAACAUCCUCAUCAUCAUGCAAGAUGAAAACGGCUGCGAAACCACAAUAGACAGCGGAAGCCUCACAACCGAGUCCUUGAUUACAAGCCAAGCUUUACAUCACUUUCACAGCAACACAAUCGAAACACAGACAAGCAGCCAUACAAGUUUGUCAUCCUCCAAACCAAUGGAAGUUGUUUCCAUGGAAACGGUUGCCGGUAACGAGGUAGAGAUACACCCGAACAGCAACUUCCCCGGAGACAUGGCCUACACGUCCUGUCUGGUGUGUGGGGACCGGGCGUCCGGGUACCACUACUCCGUGUUCUCGUGCGAGGGGUGCAAGGGAUUCUUCAAGAGGACAGUACAAAAGAGUCUGACCUACUGCUGCAAAGAAGGUGGGAGCUGUGAAAUUAAUAAGUACACCAGGAACAGCUGUCAAGCGUGUCGCUUUAAUAAGUGCCUGCAGAUGGGGAUGAAGAGAGAAGCUGUGCGAGAAGACCGAGCUCCCGGAGGAAAGCAUAGAUUAAAGCGGCAACGAAUGGAUGAGUCGUCUCCCCUUGUAAUGUCUGACGGGCUCAUCGGAUACCCGCAGGUGCCGAAAAAAGAGUUUACUGACCCCCUGGUGGACAGCCUGGUUGACGCAGGGCCGGAUACAGUGCCAAAGUAUGAAGGAGGCCUGAGCUCGGGUAUCAGUGUGAACGAGCUGAUGCAGUGUGGGUACUCGGAACUCAAAUACAUCAUCGAGUGGGCCAAGAAGGUGCCAGGUUUCAGUAAUUUAGACAUGGAGGAUCAGAUGGCCUUGUUAAAAUCUUCAUUCAUGGAACUGAAUGUGCUGAGGUUGGCAUACAGAUCCAUGGGUCUGGACAACACUAUCAAGUUUGCUGACGGGCUGUUGGUUCCCUCGGAGAUCGCCCAGACGAUGGGUUGGGGGAAGGAGUUGAUCAAUGCCACGCUGGAGUUUGCCGUCCGGCUGAAGGAAGUCCACUUGGAUCACAGUGAAUUCUGUAUCCUCAACGCUUUGGUCCUCACUUACCCUGAUGCUGUGGGUAUACAGAACAAGGAUAGUGUGAUCACACUACAGAUCGAGAUCCUGGAAGCCAUGUUGCGCUACAUGAAGUUCCACUACCCGACAGACACCCGCAGACAUGGCAAGAUGUUGCUACGGCUACCAGCUUUACGUACAGUCAGCGCCAAGGCAGCUGAGCGGUUCCUCUCACUCACGUUGGAUGGGAGCAUCCAGCUGAACGAACUUGUCCUGGAAAUGAUCAAUUAAGUGGCAGUCAGUGGCCAAAAGCUGCCUGAUUGUGCACAACAAACUACAAGUGGCUCAAAUAUUGCUUCAUCCCCCAUCUACGCUGUUUCUAUUGUACCCCAUGGCCUAAGUGUCAUGGCAACAAUUGUAAUUCAAGCAACAGUUACUUACGCAUGGAUAUUAUUGAAAGUGGAUUACCGCAUUUACAUUUUCUGCGCUGACCCAUGUGGAUGAUAAUGUUAACUAAUAUGGUUUCUAUGGUAACUGGAAAUAUAAGAGAAACAAGCAGGUGUUCCUAUGGCCACCUGACUUCAUAAUGCUGAUAUUGUAUUCUAUGAUUUGCAUAACGAACACAGCAGACAUUGUGUGGAGGUGGUUACCUGGCAUUGAAGAUAUUCAUAUGGAUAGAUGUUGCUAUGGUAACUAAGGAUUGAAGAUGGCCCAGUUUGAAGAUUUAGGCGUUGCUAUGGUUACAUGACAUGGAAAAGACACACAUGAUGUUCCUAUUAUCAAUGAUGGGAGAGAUUGUGCUAUGGAAACAGGACAUGGAAGUGACACACUGCAUGUUGCUAUGGUAACACGACAUGGAAGAGAUGCACAUGAUGUUACAAUGGAAACAGGACAUGGAAGUGACACACUGCAUGUUGCUAUGGUAACAAGACAUGGAUGCGAUGCACAGGAUGUUACAAUGGCAACAGGACAUGGAAGUGACAUUCUGCAUGUUGCUAUGGUAACAAGACAUGGAUGCGAUGCACAGGAUGUUACAAUGGCAGCAGGACAUGGAAGUGACACACUGCAUGUUGCUAUGGUAACAAGACAUGGAAGCGAUGCACAGGAUGUUACAAUGGCAACAGGACAUGGAAGUGACACACUGCAUGUUGCUAUGGUAACA
Molecule: messenger RNA, 2653 nt
Organism: Haliotis rufescens (red abalone)
Lineage: Eukaryota; Metazoa; Mollusca; Gastropoda; Lepetellida; Haliotidae
Product: retinoic acid receptor RXR-alpha-B-like
Exons: 7
Coding region: 487-1782 (431 amino acids)
Biological process (GO): regulation of DNA-templated transcription; retinoic acid receptor signaling pathway
Cellular component (GO): nucleus
Molecular function (GO): sequence-specific DNA binding; nuclear receptor activity; zinc ion binding
Source: RefSeq, a predicted model, not a curated record